Rotaria sp. Silwood1 is the source of this 3951-nucleotide messenger RNA. The record is from the annotation of a GenBank genome assembly. NCBI's taxonomy places the organism in Eukaryota, Metazoa, Rotifera, Eurotatoria, Philodinida, Philodinidae.
AUGAUUUUUCCAAGCACUAUUCGAGCUCUUUUGUUUCUCUUAGGUUUACCUGAUGCUCCUUUCAAUGGCAGCGUCGACAUUAUUCUUCAAGAUCGCCAUUCGGUUACGAUCGAACUGCCCAAUUAUUUUCCGCUUAUUGAAUCUAGAGUAAUCGCAGUUCUAGGUGGUCUCGAUUUGCAUGGUUCUUUACGUGAUAUUUCAUGGACACGAAUUGCCACAACUGCUGCAUCGGGUGAAAGCUUGAUUAUAUUAAGCGAGCCAGUCAAUUGGAUGAUUGGUGAUGAAUUCGUCAUUACCACUACGGAUAGAGAAAUAUCGCAUACAGAACGGCAUCGUAUUGCUAGUAUCGACAAUGGAACGAUAAUACAUACGAUGGUUCCACUUGCUUACACUCAUAUCGUCUUACAACAUACAUUUCCAAAUGGUCAGACAGUCAACAUAGCUGCUGCAGUCGGUCUAUUGACGCAUAAUGUGCGUGUUAUCAAUCAAAGUCCAUCACCUAAUCUAUCUGGCUUUCGAAUUUUCAUCACACAAUAUUCGACAGUUAUCUGGUAUUCGGACACGAACCAGUGGGAAAAUACAUACUACAAGGGCUAUGCUCGACUUUCGAAUAUACAGUUCAUUGGUUUCGCACAAUUUGAUGAUACAACUAAUAGUGAUCAACGAUCAUCUAUAUACAUGAAUAAUCUAAAUGAUUGGAAUUCACAACGGCCUACUUACAUCGAUGCUUGUUCAUUCGAUGGUGGAUUUAAUGCUGCAAUUGGCAUGCUGAGUACGAACGGUGUACCUAUUACAAACAAUGUUAUUUAUAAUACAUAUCGAACAGGUAUUGCAGUUACCGGAAAGAAUAACAUUGUUCGAAAUAACCUUGUAACAACUGUCUAUUGGUCGGGCACGGCUCAAUCAUCGUCAAUCGCUGAGUACAAUAUCAAUUAUGAUGGGGCCAUUAUGUCUCGUGAUGCCAUCAGUGUGAUAAUGCAGAAUAAUCUUGUAUCUGGAGUUGAACGAUCGGCUUAUCGAAUUCAAGGUGAAGCAUGUCCGAGUGCAUACAUUCCUGGAUAUAUAUACAAUACUUAUUCGAAUAAUGAAGCUCAUUCGGCAAUGUCUGGCGUCAGUCUUUGGCCAUUGGAUAAAGGCUUUUCCAUUUAUAAAGCAUGGUAUUAUGGUUUUUAUAUUAAUACACCUCGCAAUAUCACUAUCGACUCGUGUAAAUCAAUCGAUAGCCGGGUUGGCAUUUUUACGUACAUUGUUGGACCAUCGCCUCUAACGCAUAUAAUUAUUCAAAGUCGAGUUAACAUCCAAAAUUCAAUGGUUAUUGGUUCGAUAACACCAAAUGAUUGUAGUGAUGUGAUCAAUUUAAAUUCGAGUAAUAUUCAAUUCGCUCAAAUGGCUGUACCAACUGUAUCGGGAAUAUUAGCUAACAAUGGUGAUGGUAAUCGAUUUGGUAUCGUUUUCCCAACUAUUUCAACCUAUAAUGGCAUGCCAAUUCGUUCCUGGAACCGAAUUGGAAACUAUCCUUGUCUUGAUGGUUCAAUGCUGAUUAGGAACGUUAUUCUUGCUUUCUUCAACGAUAUUUGUAAUCGACAUGAUACAGCCAUUCAAGUAUCGCAAAGCAAUGAUGAUGGACAGUUUCCUAUUACAACAAGUUUAAUGUUUGUCUAUAAUAUAUCUGAAACAAAUCGGAUUUUCAAUGGGCAACCCAAUUUGGGUGCAGUUAAUCCGAGUCAAUGUGGUGAUAUGGAUUGUGAUGGUCUCAAAAAGAAUUUAAUCGUCGACACUGAUGGAACACUCUUUGGACAAUCGUCGAGUGUCUUUUCUCAAGCUGAGUCUCUCUGGGGUAAUCAACGGCAUGGCAUUGGCGACUUUCGUAUUCCUAUGGUAGCAAUGACUAACUUGAGUGGCAACAGAAUCAAUAUAAGCUCUAUUUAUCCAUAUCGGGGUAUCAGUCGUAGUAAUUCUUGCAUUCUUCAUUCAUCGUGGGGAAUGUAUCAAUGUAAUUAUGACACUGAUUAUCGUAUGUUGAUUAUUGAGAGUAUGGAUUCAGAUACUGAAACACGACGUCUUUCGCCUGUUGCUAUCAUGUCCAAUAAUGGCUAUAUUGAUUUGAUCAACGGGCCUAGCAAUCAUCUUGUUUGUAAUGGAUAUGCAUGUCGGCGACGCAUUUCAACAUUCAUGGCCAUUGUUAAAUCAGAACAAGUAUAUCAGAUCUAUCUAACAAGUACUCCACCGAAGCGUAUACGUUUUCGACUUAUUAAUGCUGAUUCAACAAUUAAAUGCAUUUUGGCUUUGUACUACAAUUCAUUACAGCAGAUUGAUGUUUAUGCUAAUACCGUUUACACGUCACCAAUUAACCGGGAUCCAAAUUCAACUGUUCUGAAACUUCUUGAUCAACCAAACAAUAUUACGUUUUCAUCACCACCCGGAGCGAAUUAUUUUGACAGACGUUUACGUCGUCAAGUGUCAUCCAUUCGACUAAAUAUUGAACUACGUGAUGAACCACGAACCAGUUCGACAUCAACUGGUGGAGUUCUUGGUGAACUUCUGUCGAAUAUUGCUGCAAAUAUCAUCAAUCGUUAUCAAACUGGUCAAUUACAAAUUGCUUGGAAAGCUCUCAAUUUAACGGGUGACAUUAUUCCUGUGAGUUUAGAUGCACAAGAGCCAUUUGAUAAUGUGUCUACACCUUUGGGUAUUAUCAAUAGAACUCUUCUCUUAAUACCACCAACCAGCUGUCGACAGCAAAGUCCGUGCACUAUUCAACCAGUAAUCGUUGCUUAUGAUGCAGAGGGCAACGUUAUUCAAAAGUUAGGUACCAAUGAUCAACCAUGGCAAGUACAGGGUACUGUUAUUGGUCAGUCAAGUCAAAUCCUGUACGGUGGCAUUGCCAAUUAUUCAAAUGGACAAGCACAAUUCCAAUCAUUUAGUUUACCAAAUCUUGGUUCCUAUCAAGUUCAAUUUACCUUCAUUCAACCGAAUGGUAUCAACAGUUCAUUUUUUACAACGGCCAAUCUAACCGUUCAGACAGAUCCAGUUACUGUAACAGAAGCGAUUCUAGGUGGUCAACAAGUGAACAAUAUCUAUGUCGUUAAUGUCAAUGAUACAUUCGACAUAUCGGUUGUGCCAGUCGAUAAUAUCACUGGUCUUCAACUUGGACAAAUCAAAUGGGACAACUGGACUUGGUGGACAAAUGUUACACUCUAUAAUUUACCAAAUUUCAAUAGUCAUGGUUCACUGAUCGCACAAAAUAUAUCAACAACUAUUGUCAAUCUUACAGCAGUCACUGUCACUGAUCUAAGCAUUAAUGCUACUGGCAUGUAUAUAUUGAACAUUCGUUUGGUUUCAUCGGACAAUAAGCACACUAUUCAAAUGGUAUCAAAUGGUAUUCUUGUUAAAAAUAGUGAUGAUAAUCUUGUUACGGAUUCGGAUCAAUUAUUGAGCAAUGUUACAUUUGCGGGCAACUACGAUGCGCUCAAUGCUUCAAAUCAACUUGAAAUCAAACGAGCAAUGAUUUAUAAUUAUUUCAUCAGUUGUGGUAUGCCACUUGUCAGUGAUAUUACUCUAUUGAAUGGUAGUGUUACCGCAUUGUUUCAAGUUAGUGCACUGCCUACAAUUAUUUCACAAGCAGUUACAAUCCUCCUAAAAAAACCUAAUGCUGUGCCUGGUUUGAAUCUUAUUUCAGUCAAUAUCAAUGGUCGGUCCUACUCAGUUUCAUCAUCACCUGAUAGUAGUUCGGGUAUUAGUUCAGACAAUCAAUCAGCAAACAUCGGCCUCAUUGUUGGUCUCGUCGUUGGUCUUGCCAGUAUUCAGACUCAGUCUCCAUCGCUUAAUCGUAUUGGCUCAGGUCGAAUAACAGAAAAUGUUCAAUCUCAAGCAGUUAUACUAAAUGUCGCUCAAGACGAGUUCUACAAAGUCGACUAUCCAUUAAUAGAAAUGGAAUUGAUCGCAUUCGAUUGA